Mytilus californianus (California mussel) is the source of this 2812-nucleotide messenger RNA. Its product is annotated as cyclin-dependent kinase inhibitor 3-like. Gene Ontology annotation, molecular function: protein tyrosine phosphatase activity. Bases 31 to 705 code for a protein of 224 amino acids. The transcript is spliced from 7 exons. Gene Ontology annotation, biological process: dephosphorylation. NCBI's taxonomy places the organism in Eukaryota, Metazoa, Mollusca, Bivalvia, Mytilida, Mytilidae. The record is from RefSeq and is a predicted model, not a curated record. Gene Ontology annotation, cellular component: nucleus.
UUUCAAAACACUUCGAAAAUCUUACUUGACAUGAAUUUUCACAUGUCAAAAUUGACAGAAAUAAUGAAAGUUGUCAAAGAAUCACAAAGUUCGUCAAUUUUGGAUUCGUCAGACGAUGAACAAGGCGAAUUAGAUAUGUCACCUUUGACCAUUUCUUGGUUGGAUUUAUCUUCAUUAGGAUGUGAUGAACCUGUUGGGAUUUGUGCAUUGCCAGGUUGCAGAUUUAAAGACAUAUGGAGAAGUCUUGAAAAUGACAUAAAAUGUCUUGUGUCAGAAGGUGUGAAGGAACUUUUUUGUCUGUGUAGUAAAGGUGAACUAAACAAGUACAGAGUUCCAAAGUUAUUAGAAGAGCUUCAAGAUAAUGGCAUUACUGUACAUCAUACACCUUUUCCCGAUGGGCUAGUACCUAGCACCAGUGAUCUGGUCAAAAUCAUUGAUGACCUUAAUGUUUUACUCAUGAAUAGAAGAAAAACUGUUAUACACUGUUAUGGAGGUCUUGGAAGAUCAUGUUUCUUGGCUGCAGCAUUGAUGAUGAAACUUGAUUCCUCACUAGCAGCUGACAAAGGAAUAGAGAUAAUGAGGGAAUUAAGAGGUCCAGCAGCAGUACAAUCUGUCAGGCAAUACAAUUGUCUACAUGAUCUUCGGCAACAGAUAGCAGAUCAUGAAGCAAAAAAGGAAGAAUUGAAAAGAUCAUUAUCUAGAUGACUUUGUAAUAUUGAUUUAUUCUAAGCAAGAAAUUGAACCUUCUAUAUCUAAAUGAUGUAUUUGUAAGACUGUUUUAGUUGCCUGAAGGUAGUUCAGAGGGACUAUUAGAUGACCCCUGGGUUCAAUUUCUGUGUCAUUAGCCAUUUUAUAUGUCAAGUUCAGUUGUCAGAUACUGAGGGACUUUCAAUCAUAUUCUGAAAAUUCAGAAAUUUUACAAUGUUAAUUUUGCAAAGAUUGGGACAGAAUUUGUUUUGCAUUUAAACUUUUGAUAGCAUAAAUUGUAUGCAGCAUUUCCUAAAAUUUCAAAAAUUAAUCUUGCAUUUGUGUCCAGUUUUCAGCAAUCACAAUAAUAAAUGCACACAUCAAUUUCUGAAUUUACAGUAGCUUGGUGUCAAGAUAAAUAAAAUGCAUCUGUUUAAUUCUAUAAAGCCAAAAUAUCACAAAACAACUGAUUUGGUAGGUGCAAAUCAUUUUGGAUCUUUCAAGUGAUUCGGUCCUUCAAAAAAGUUGAAUAUGUUUUAUCCACUUGAAUGGCUAAUUUUUACUAUGAAACAUGUGUACAUAGACUAUCUUUUAAAAGAAAAUCCUUUAUUUUAUCCUAAUCUUCAGAAAUAUACUGCUGUUUGUCUUCCUGUACUCUCAUUUGCAGACAGCUUUUCCCAAAUUCAGUAACCAGUUUACCUCAAAGUUUAUUUUACUAGAUAUGUAAUUAUCUCAUUUUUGUCUUUUUCUCACUUAAAUUAAAUUCCACUUGGACUGUUUUAUUAUAAGGUUUAUCAAGCUAAUGUGGUGACAGUGCAGACUUUUGUAUUGUAGAUUACUAUGUUUUAUGAUUGUUUUUCAUAUUAUGUAAUGCAAUGUGUUAAUUUAAAAAUAUGGAAUUUAUUGUAUGCAUAACUUGGUAAAAGUAUAAGUCUAUUAUUUGCUGUCUGUCUUUACAAAAUAAUUACUGCUAAUGUACAAUGUUUGUAUAACCAGUAACUAAUCUAUUAUCCAUUGUUUGUAUGUGUUUUGAUGAUAAGUUUUUCUUGUUAUGAUAAUACAUGUAUAUAAAUAUGUAAUUGUUAUGGAUGGAAAGAAGAAGACAGUAAUUUUUUUUUAUAAUCUAUAACCAUACAGUUUAUGUUUAUUGAAUUCAUAAUUUUAUUGAAUUUAAAAGGUAUUCAUUUGGUCUCUAGUAGAAAGUUGUAUCAUUGGCAAUCAUACCAAAUCUUCUUUUUUUUAUUUUCAAAUGUGAUUAUAUGAGGAAAAAACUUUGUCAAACCUUUGAAUUUUAGGGAACAUAGACAGAUACUUCUUCAUGGUCAAGAAAGAGACAGCAUAAUUUUUUUUUCUGUUUUUUUUCCCCCAGAUAACUGAAUUCAGUAUUUUAUUUUUAAAUGGACUUUUCAGCUGACUUGUCCUUUGAGUACUUCAUAGUUUCCCUUCUUUCCCUCAGUUUGUUUAUUGGAAUUGUCAUACAAUCCACCCAUAUUAUUUGCCCUUUUCAUACAUAAUGUCCUUCCAAGUUAUCUAACAUCUCUCUUGAUAUGCUCUGUGGUUAUCUAAAUGUUUGUAUUAACAGAGAUAUUGUCCGACAUUUAUGACAGUAGUUGUAAAAUUCUUCACCAGAUAAAACUUUUUUGAUAUUACCCUUCAUCAAUGUUUUUACCUGCGUCUCCUAAGAUAGUUUGAAAUCUUAUAAUACUCAUUGUAAAAGGAAAUUUUUGUGAAUGUUUUUUUUACUUCAGUGAAAGGGAAUGAUCAGCUACGCUCCAGUAUACAUGUUACCUCAAUCAAUUGCAUGCAGUGACACAGGUUCAGACCUGGUGUUGAUCUGGUUCAAUUUACAGAUGUAGCAUGGUCAGCAUCUAGCAAAGAAAUCCACUCAAAACUAGGGGCUGUCUAGAACUUGCAGUGAGGUGAGAAUUGAAAAUAGCUCCAUGGUGAAGGCCUCACUGUGACUUUCAGAUUUUUACAGGAGUUUGCCCAAUGUCCGCCGACCAUGGGAAUGACUGUAAUUAUGGGAACUUUGUUUGGGAGACUUCGUAACAGCAUCCUUUUACAAUCAUUUCUUGUUUUGUCCCUGAAAUUGCAAAUGUAAUAAAAUUCUUCAACCCUUUCAAAA